Messenger RNA from Podarcis raffonei (Aeolian wall lizard), 1223 nucleotides. RefSeq names its product IDNK gluconokinase (gene IDNK). The record is from RefSeq and is a predicted model, not a curated record. NCBI's taxonomy places the organism in Eukaryota, Metazoa, Chordata, Lepidosauria, Squamata, Lacertidae. The transcript has 5 exons. Gene Ontology annotation, cellular component: cytoplasm. The coding region runs from base 654 to 1079 and encodes 141 amino acids. Gene Ontology annotation, molecular function: gluconokinase activity.
AUGGCAUCAUAGCUGGCGACUGGCAAGAGUGAUAAAUUUAAUUUAAAAUAUGACUUUUGGGGGGAACCUAAAAAACCUUCUGGAGAGCCAAAUGUGGCUCAUUGGCCUUGGUUAGCCUUUACAUUUCAAACAUUGCUACAGGGACAGAAAGCUUCCCAGGUCUUCAACUUGAACAUAAGUUGCCUAGCUGAAGGGUUUUUUUUUCAGGGGAAACUUACCAGAACUCAGUUCUGGCACCAUUGCCAUUAUAAGAGAAUGAAGGAGGCAUUCAUGGCGAGUUCCGGCAUCUCUUUUUCUAGAAAAAUAGCACUGCGGUAGAUGCAAAUACCUUGCUUUAUGAUGAAUUAUUUCUGUUGUGUUUUCUGCAUUCUAGCACCCAUGACUUUCACAAACUUUGUAUCAGCUCAGCUUUUCACUGCUACUGCCAUUUCUGUGUUUCUAGCUCUCUCCAGUCCUCACCAGUAGCACAUCUCAGGACUAGUUCAUUCUUCUCCCUCAGGAAGGGGGAGCAAGAUGAUUCCGGUGCCUUAUGAGACCUGGUCAGCUCCUAUAUUCUGCCAGCAUCAUCAACUGUGGGCUCCCAGCUGGGAGAUAAGCUCGGAUGGAAAUUCUAUGAUGGCGACGACUAUCAUCCAGAAGAGAACAAAAAGAAAAUGGCAGCAGGAAUACCUCUGAAUGACCAGGACAGAAUCCCAUGGCUUUGCCACCUGCAUGACAUAUUAAGGAGGGAACAAGUAUCAGGACAGAAUGCAAUUUUAGCCUGCUCAGCCCUGAAAAAAAUGUAUAGAUGCAUUUUGGAGAACAGAGGGACUGGUGGCGACCGUGGUCACCUAGAGGAACAUGAGACACCUCCAUCACUAAAUAUCCUUUUUGUCCACUUAGCCGGCCCUAUGAGCCUAAUUGCUAAACGGCUGGAGAAAAGAAAGGGACAUUUUAUGCCACCUGCUCUACUCCAGUCUCAGUUUGAUACUCUCGAACCUCCAUCACCCCCAGAAAAGUCUAUUACUGUCAGUUUAGAAAAGUCCGCUUCAGAAAUUGUAUCUGAAAUCGAAGAAUAUAUUAAAAACUUGAAUUGUUAAUUGUACCAAGUUGGUUCCUGCACUACAAUACCAUCUCAAAACAAAGACAUCUCUCCUACAAUUUCUCUUUAAUUAAGAAGUAGAAUUUUAUGCAUUGGCUCCCCCCCCUUGUGAAGCGCACAAAAUAAAAGACAUUUUAAGUCA